CGCCAAGGGAGGAGGCGCCGAGCUGACCGGGCGACGCCGCGGGAGGUUCUGGAAACGCCAGGAGCUGCGAGUGUCCAGACAUCCUUGUGGAACCAGCGUUGUUUUUCCUUGGCAGCUGCGGAGACCCGUGAUAAUUCGUUAACUAAUUCAACAAACGGGACCCUUCUGUGUACCAGAAACCGCAAGCAGUUGCUAACCCAGUGGGACAGGCGGAUUGGAAGAGCGGGAAGGUCCUGGCCCAGAGCAGUGUGGUGAGCGCUGUGCUGGAAGGGAAUGCGGGCAGUGGGUACUUGGUAGAGCACUGACUACCUCCGGCCAGAGGACUUCCCGGAGGAGGUGACCCAUGAGGUGGAGUGGUCUGAGGAAGGCUGGCAAAAGGGCAGCGUGGACAGAGGAACAGCCUAUGUGAGUGGGAGCAGAGACCUUGGCCAAUGCCAUUCCUUAUGGCCUUGUAGUGGAAGCAAGGUGAUGGGGAAGGAACACUGUAGGGGAUAGCUGUCCACGGACGCUGUCUACAAGACCCUGGAGUGAGAUAACGUGCCUGGUACUGUGCCCUGCAUGUGUAAGAUGCCCAGUUGAACUUCGCAGCAGGAGCCUGGAUCAGGGCACUUCCUGCCUCAGGUAUUGCUGGAAAGCCCAGACACUUCCCUCUGUGACCAUGAAACUCUGGGUGUCUGCAUUGCUGAUGGCCUGGUUUGGUGUCCUGAGCUGUGUGCAGGCCGAAUUCUUCACCUCUAUUGGGCACAUGACUGACCUGAUUUAUGCAGAGAAAGAGCUGGUGCAGUCUCUGAAAGAGUACAUCCUUGUGGAGGAAGCCAAGCUUUCCAAGAUUAAGAGCUGGGCCAACAAAAUGGAAGCCUUGACUAGCAAGUCAGCUGCUGAUGCUGAGGGCUACCUGGCUCACCCUGUGAAUGCCUACAAACUGGUGAAGCGGCUAAACACAGACUGGCCUGCGCUGGAGGACCUUGUCCUGCAGGACUCAGCUGCAGGUUUUAUCGCCAACCUCUCUGUGCAGCGGCAGUUCUUCCCCACUGAUGAGGACGAGAUAGGAGCUGCCAAAGCCCUGAUGAGACUUCAGGACACAUACAGGCUGGACCCAGGCACAAUUUCCAGAGGGGAACUUCCAGGAACCAAGUACCAGGCAAUGCUGAGUGUGGAUGACUGCUUUGGGAUGGGCCGCUCGGCCUACAAUGAAGGGGACUAUUAUCAUACGGUGUUGUGGAUGGAGCAGGUGCUAAAGCAGCUUGAUGCCGGGGAGGAGGCCACCACAACCAAGUCCCAGGUGCUGGACUACCUCAGCUAUGCUGUCUUCCAGUUGGGUGAUCUGCACCGUGCCCUGGAGCUCACCCGCCGCCUGCUCUCCCUUGACCCAAGCCAUGAACGAGCUGGAGGGAAUCUGCGGUACUUUGAGCAGUUAUUGGAGGAAGAGAGAGAAAAAACGUUAUCAAAUCAGACAGAAGCUGAGCUAGCAACCCCAGAAGGCAUCUAUGAGAGGCCUGUGGACUACCUGCCUGAGAGGGAUAUUUACGAGAGCCUCUGUCGUGGGGAGGGUGUCAAACUGACACCCCGUAGACAGAAGAGGCUUUUCUGUAGGUACCACCAUGGCAACAGGGCCCCACAGCUGCUCAUUGCCCCCUUCAAAGAGGAGGACGAGUGGGACAGCCCGCACAUCGUCAGGUACUACGAUGUCAUGUCUGAUGAGGAAAUCGAGAGGAUCAAGGAGAUCGCAAAACCUAAACUUGCACGAGCCACCGUUCGUGAUCCCAAGACAGGAGUCCUCACUGUCGCCAGCUACCGGGUUUCCAAAAGCUCCUGGCUAGAGGAAGAUGAUGACCCUGUUGUGGCCCGAGUAAAUCGUCGGAUGCAGCAUAUCACAGGGUUAACAGUAAAGACUGCAGAAUUGUUACAGGUUGCAAAUUAUGGAGUGGGAGGACAAUAUGAACCGCACUUCGACUUCUCUAGGCGACCUUUUGACAGCGGCCUCAAAACAGAGGGGAAUAGGUUAGCGACGUUUCUUAACUACAUGAGUGAUGUAGAAGCUGGUGGUGCCACCGUCUUCCCUGACCUGGGGGCUGCAAUUUGGCCUAAGAAGGGUACAGCUGUGUUCUGGUACAACCUCUUGCGGAGCGGGGAAGGUGACUACCGAACAAGACAUGCUGCCUGCCCUGUGCUUGUGGGCUGCAAGUGGGGUUUUUUUCUGCUGUUACUACCAUCCAGCCAUGUAAUGUCCAUGCAGCUGGUAAAUGCCAAGGCAGCUGGUUGGAAACACUCAGAGAUACACAGAAGCUGAAGAAGGCCUGAGGAUGAACAGCUGCAUAAGCACCAUAGGUCCAGGACCCUCUGGCAAGGCUUCUGAGGGAGCAGAGUGGAGAGCUGGAAGCAGUGAGGGGAAAGAGUGUCUCAGGCAAACAAGGCCCAUAUGGAUGGAGGCAGAGGCUAAAACCAGCAUACGGGUGUGGGGGCUGGCUCCCUUGUCAGUUGAAGAAAGGGAGGCCUGUGGCACAGGGGCCAGAAGAUGAGGCUGGAGGCUGGGACCAAACUGCAGAGGCUCAAGCUUGAGCCUUAUCCUGGGAGCAGUUGUGGUGAGCCUCGGAGAGGCUCAAACCAGGAUAUGACAGGAAGUGUUUGUAAGGAGAUGAGUGUGUAGCUUGGAGAGUUUUGAAGAUAAAUAGUGAUAGGUUUGCAGAUAAUUAAGCAAAUGGAAAAGAAAACAAGGCAGUUGCUGAAUUCAGGGGAAAAAAAAGUUGUACAAGAAAGGAAAUGUAAGUAUAAUCUACUAGAUGGCUCAGGUGUAACACAUGAUAUAAUUAUGUACACACUGAAUAUUACUUUAACUAAAACUUAUGAUUUACCUGUUCUGGAAAGAUGGGAGGGGAUGAGUUUGUGUUUUAGGGGUAGAAUAAAAGAAUUCCAAAGUUGAAAGUCAAGGAAUAGAACUAUAAGCAUCUUAUCUAGAAAAAUGAGGUUAAAUAUCAGAAGAAACAGCUAGAGGAGUUUAAUAUUCCCUGGGAGUGGAGAUUAGGGAUGGGAAGGAGAGGCUUAGGAGGAGUGCUAUUUAUCAUUAUAAGCCUUGUGACAAUUUUAUUUUUUUCAAUGAAGUACAUGUUAUUACUUUAUAUUUUAAAAGCUCUGUGACUUCAGUAGUGCAUUGAAAUAAAAUUUUUAUUCAUUAUGA
This is a messenger RNA of Pan troglodytes (chimpanzee), 3175 nucleotides long. It is a transcript of the gene P4HA2, whose product is annotated as prolyl 4-hydroxylase subunit alpha 2. The transcript has 16 exons. Gene Ontology annotation, molecular function: protein binding; iron ion binding; procollagen-proline 4-dioxygenase activity. NCBI's taxonomy places the organism in Eukaryota, Metazoa, Chordata, Mammalia, Primates, Hominidae. Gene Ontology annotation, biological process: peptidyl-proline hydroxylation to 4-hydroxy-L-proline. Gene Ontology annotation, cellular component: endoplasmic reticulum. The record is from RefSeq and is a predicted model, not a curated record. The coding region runs from base 659 to 2290 and encodes 543 amino acids.